AUGGCGGACAGUGUGCAAGUCGAAGAACCGCAAAGAAGGGCUGUUGGAGGAACUAUAACAACAGGAAGAAUUCAUAAAGGUAUGAAGAUGCACAAUUUCAUGAUAAAUACUUCAGUCUUUAGCAGUUAUAGAAAAACGGAAACAUAGUAAACAUAUAAGCUCACUCAACAACGUUUUUUCAUCGGGAGGCUCGGCGCUCGCUAAUGUCCAACCAGAGUUUUGGCUUUAACAAUCGAAAUUUUAUCAGGAGCCCAUGACUAAUUUUACACAAAGAAGCAAAAGAAACAAAGAACUGUUUCUCUGGAUGUGUAUGAAAUUAAUAUACAUGUAUUAAAUGUAUACCGUCAAUCACUUUAGAUCUGACAUGUGUAGCAAUAAUUACAAUGCAAAUAUUAGGAUAACUUUUUUAUUCACAGGUCAUGGAAAAACAGCAGCAUCAGCUUCUAUACCAAGCAAAUAUCAAACAAUAGUUAGUGACAACUCAGAAAGGAAAGGUUUUCUUUCCAGAGCAAAACGGUUCGGUGAUGUGAAUGUGGUAUGUGUGUUUAAACAUUCUAUCAAAAGAAGUGUUUAUACUGUAGUCUAAAUGCAAUUACAUUAUACAGUAUAUGCUUCGGAAAAUAUCUGUAACUCUGAUCACCCUAUCGGAGGUUCUGUUGGUUUGAACAUGCUCCAAAGCCCAAUCCCUUUGAAAAAUUACCUUUUACCUUCAUACUUUCCUUAAGUUACAAAAGUUUAGCCUUUAAGAUCCACAAGAACCUUCUUUAACUGGUUUGUCUGGGAAAAUGCAAAUUGCAGAUUCUUCAGUCUUCGAAACAGAUAUUGCACUUCACUAAAAAGACUUUUAGGAUUUGUGGUACAUUCCCUACAUUUUUUGAAAAAGGCCGAAAAAAAGGACAUGUACAUCUUAUUGUAAGCUGCAUGCAGUAUUCCUGAUAAUUGAAAAGUAUUAGAACUAUCAUGUUCUUGCUGGUUUGCACAUGCUGGGAUGCAGUGCUAAUGAAUUUGUUAUCAGAUUUGUCAUUUAUCUCAAAGUUUAUCUGAUUAAGUGAGUUAAAAAUCUAAAGAUUCCUUGGAUAAUUUCUCCUAAAGAAAUGUGCCCAUAUGACCAUCCAUACAUGGGUUAUUGAGUGGACAUUUUCUGGAACUCAAUACCAAAGUAUGCACCCAUCUGCUUUAAUAUUUAAAUAUUUAUAAUGUUUUUUUUUUUUGCACUUUGUAGACUGCAAACCCAGGACCUGGUACUUAUGGUGAAAUGAGAUCAAGUGAAACUACAAGUUCAUCAUUUUCAAAAAAAGGCUUUGGUGGAUUUGUUUCUAAGGUAGCCAUUCCAUAUAUAUUAUCAUUUGAACAUAAAGAAACUCAGUAUUGCAUAUCCUGGUUUGCAUGGGCCUGGAAAAGUCCUUGAAAAAGUACCAUGUCCUUGAAAAGUCCUUGAUUUUUCCACAUAAGUCCUUAAAUAUUUUUAAAACCUCCUUGAAUAAAAAUGACUUUUGUUAAAAAAGAAAUGUUUUCCGUCAUUUGAAGUGUCCUAGGAACCUUGCCUUAAUGAAGAAAGGUAUUCCAAUAGGUGAAUCCCCUUCCACCUGUGCAUUUAAAAGGUCUUUUCUUCAUGUCAUUGGGGAAAAGAAGUCCUUGAAAAAAUGAUUUUAGUCCUUGAAAAGGCCUUGAUUUUUUCUUAAAAAAUUCUGUCUGAACUAUGUACCAAGUCAUGUAUGUAAGAAGAAAAAGGCAGUAGUACAUCAGAAAUUAUUUUAAUUUAGUCUGGGUUCAUUAAUAAUUUUUUCUAUGUUGGCCGCAUUUUUAUUUCAUUGGUUGCAGGCGAAGCGUUUUCCAAGAGGAAUUAAAGACACAGGUCCAGGCCCAGGUAUAUAUUAAUUUCUAUUGUAAUGCCUAAAAAAAUUGGUUUCACAGGGGUUUCAAUAGAGUAACAGACUGUAUCAAUAGACCCAGGCCCCUUAUUUUAGGGGGAGGGGGUCUAGGGGCAUGCUUCCCAGAAAAUGGUGAAAUUUGAAAGCCCUGAAAUGCAACUUUCAGCAUUCUGGGGACUAAAUUGAGGACAAAAGAGGGUGUUUUUAUUUAAGAAAAUGUAGCUUUCAUUCAACUUUCAAUUUAUCAGUUAAACAAUACAUUCCUACAUGUACAGACAAAUUAUGAACAAAUGAUGAAAACUGAAUUACUUACUUUUGCAGGUAAACAAAUUCUGUGAAAAAUUUACUGAAAUAUAGCGUUCAGUCAUGACUAAAGCAUAACGUAAAACCAGUGGGCGUUAAUGAAAGCACAUCAUAAUUACGUUUUCAUUGAGAUUUUAUUAUAUAUAUUUUUUUGUUUACAACGUUAUUCCAACUAGUUUCUUCUUUUUUCCUGGAAAAAGGUAGAUGACUUCUAUGAGCAAAAUACCCAACGCAUUUCAUCGGCCUUCGGCGCUUAUUUAAACCCCAAGUAAAACGGACCUGUACUCUGUGCACUCUUAAAAUAGUACAAUUGGUUAUACAUGCAUGCCCUAAAGUAAUAUUAAUUCAGUUAACACAAACAUAGCCCUCUGACACAUUUUGCAGUUUUUUGGCCUCACAAAUAUAUUGUAUCAAUGCUUGUGUGGUAGUUUUUUAAGAAGUAUUGUGGCAUUACAUUUUAUUUUUAUCAUCAGUUUUUUGAUAAUACAACACAUCUUAAUCAGCUGCCCAGCCAGUGUGUAUCCUUGAGUUCAUUUCUCUUCUUUUAAGUUUAAAGCCAUCCCCUUUGUUUUCUCCAUAUUUAGCUUCAUUCGACCAACCCAAUUUUUUGGCAAUUUUUUCAAAAAAGAAAAAAGUUAUGAUGUAGUUAAACCAUUUUUUACAUAUUAAUUCUUUUAAUCUGAGAAAUGAGCGUAGCAACAGCAUAGAGAAAAACGGGAACAUUUUUUGUACAUUAUAUAUUCUGCAUUUUGUUAAUCCUAAUAUGAAGUAAAUAUUAUAUAAUUUGUCAUCUUCAUCGGCAACUACGAUUUAAACUUAGUUUGAAAAAUUCCAAUAUAUCUCUGUUUUAAUGAUAUAUCCAGAAACUUCCUUUUCAAGCAGUUGCUGAAAACUAAGGGAUCAUGCAGGAGUUUCAGUGGUUGAUCCUUUUUCUCAUGUUGUAUUAAUUUUACUAUAACAUCAACCAAAUUAUUCUUCCACCAUAUUGAUUUUGUGUUCAAAAUUGUCUUGUUGUUUCCCAGUUGCUUCCAGGCUCCACAGCAACGAUCAAUGCUAGGGGUGGUAUCAGGCGUGCUAUUCUGAGACUUUUUCCAAUUUUUCUAAGGAUUUUUUUUACUCUGACCAACCAACCCAAAAUCAGGAAACGCAAUCGACAGUAAACAAGGAAAAAAAGGGGAUGGCUAUCUUUCAUUUAUAAAUCAAUAAUUUAUUUUUUAUUGUCACAUUGAUUACAAACUUAUGGCUUGUAUUGGUGAAGGAUAGAGUGGAGAAAAUGGGAAGAAAUUUGUACUAAAAAAUACAAGUUUUUAUGGGAAAAUGAUGUAUUGUACUUAAUGACCUUUUUAAGGAUUUUAUGACCCAUUGACAUCAAAGGAACACAACUUUAACAAAUCUUCAGUGACAAGGUUAGUGUUCAUUAAAAUCAGUUUAAUAUUUAUAUAUUUUAUGAAUGUGAAUGAAUUUAACUAACAAGGAAUUUAUUUUUAUCAUGGAAUGUAACAAUAGAUAGACCUAAUUGAUUGCUUACAAGGUCUGUACAUUUAAUGGACUCUUAGCUUAGUGCGUAGCUCAGUGCUGUAAAUUAAUGCAACAAGAGGUUGUUCAGUUGCAUAACAUUAACUAGCCUAGGUUUCAGCUCCCAGUGUUGCCUAGUACAAAGUUUGUUGCUCGCCUAGCUUGCAGCUUGAAGCAUAUAUUGUAACAGUGUUUCUAAUUUUUUAUUAUUUUACAAUAAUAUUUAUUUUAGAAUUUCUCACAUUGUAAAGCGCUGUUAGAUACUUUGAAGAAACAGUGCUCUGUGAAUUAUUACAUUAUUCAAGUGCUUUGGUUUUUUUUGGGACCUGCUAAUUAAUUCUCUUAUUCUCUGAGUGGCAUUUUGCUUGGUGUGCUGCCACAGCAGUAUCUUGUUAAGGUUUUACCUCAUAAGGCCAAAGAAGGGAGGCUGUAAAGUCACCCGUAGCACUAAACACUAAGCAGUGUCCCACAAAUGUGUCUGAUCUUCUUUCUUCAAUUACCGUCUUGUUUAGAGUGAAACCUUAAUUAUUGGAACAGUGAUAUUGAAAAAAACUUGUUAAUACAUGAAUGUUUUCCUGCAGAAAUUUUCAUCUUCCAAUUGCCCUACAAAGAGACACCAGGAAAGAGCAGUUUCCAGCACCCAAUCAAUAUACAGUAAGUCAACUUCUUGAAAAUUAUUUCUGAAAAGUGUGGAUUAAGAUUUUUCAAUUAAAUGUCUCACAUUUACUCUGUUUUCUUUGGCACAGAUUGGUAAAACUACUGGUAGAGUUUUUUAUGACAACAAUGUUGCAGCUUGUGCUGCUUUUCGAUCAAAGUAAGUCAGAAACCAGUAAUACUCCUCAUGUUAAAUUCUGUGCUGAUAUGGUGGCUAGGAUAAUGUUUUACUUUCUGUAGUCUUUUGCGGUCUUUCAUAGUUGUGUAUGUCUUGUUUGGGGUGGGACUACAUGUAGUUAUGAAAAAAUUGAUUUGUUUUGGAAACGAGUACUGGUAUCUUGAUUUUCUUUCCUUUCCCUUGAUAAAUUAAUCAGAAAAAUGUAUGACAAGAUGCUUCAAUUUGAUUAAAUUUCAACAGAUCAAAGAGAUCAGAAGACUGGUCUGGAGCAACGUUUGGACCAUCACCAUGUAAGAACAUUCACUUGGUGAUUUAAUUACUCUGUCAAAAAUUUUUCCUUUGUUAUCUAAGGUGGAUACUGAGAAAACAGGCCAGGUGUAAUAGUUAAACAUGUGUGAAAUACUUAUGAAUUUUUUGGCCAGGUUGGUUUGAGUUAUAUGUACCAAAUACAUGUACAGUUAUGUAGCUGAGUUACUUGGGUUGUACAUACUAUCAAAAAUCAGAACAGUGGGAACACCAGAAAAAUGUUUGAAGUUUUAGUGUCCAAAGGAAGAUGAUAAUUAUUAAGCUAGCCAAUCUGGUGUGAGGAACUGCAAACAAGUAGCUUUCUCGACACUGUCCUGGUAACCAAUGUCACAGCUGGUCACAACACAAUGAACAUAUUAAUGUAAUUCCUAAAACAUUUCAGAUGUUUCAGGUUCUCAGAGCUUUGCACGUGACCUGGACCAGGAUGGCCGCAAAUUUUAGCUGAGGGCAUUAGUGCCCCUUAAUCUUAACGAAUUUAAAUCUUGGCUUUUUCUGAUUUUAUUUCAAACAUGACAGUGGCCAACUCAAAAGCCUCAGCUCCUUUAGUCACAGUGCACAUCCUCUCUAGAUUUUCUAUUUAUUAAUAUUUGAAUGGUAGCAUUUCUGUAAGAAAAUUAUCUUUUCCGUAUACAUGUGUAAGAUUAAUUCAACUAAACAGUAGUGCAAAUAAAGUUGAAGUUGAAAGUUCAGAGUUUGACAGUCAACAGUUGAUGACACACACAGCUCACUUUGACUGUGAUAAUAUUACAUACAAAUUGUUGAAAAAUCAGUCCAGGACUUAAGACUCAUCCAGUUAUUCGACUUUUUAACCUAUUAUAAUUAUGAUUUGUUCUAAAUAUGCAUCACUUACAAAAAUGUCAGGUCACUAUACCAUAAAUGACAGACUUGUCAAAGAUUCACCAAAAAUUGCUACAGCACCAUUCAAGUCAACAACAGAGAGAAAGAUGAUGCAGUCCCCAGUGCCAUACCCUGGACCAGGUACAUAUAGACCCUUUGAAACAGUCAAUCUUAAAAGACCUGCAGCAGCAAAGGAGCAAACUGGAUUCCAGUAAGUGUUACUUUACCACACCUAUAGUUAUACAAUGUUACAAAUCACAAAGAAUGAUUAAAGAUAGAUAUGUAUGCGUAAUAUUAUACGUAUACGUGUAUUAUAGUGGUAAAAAUCUCACAGGAUUAUGAUUUGUUUAACACUUUGUCCCACUUUGAUAAUUGGUGCCUCACUAAUCUAAUUUUUGCAUGAAGUCUAGGCUUUUGUUCGAUCAGUGAACUGUAGUUACAUGUAACUGUGAAAAGAAAUCCCUAGCUGUUUGAUUCCCUACCCGCUUGUUGUAUUUACCCGGCAAUUUGAAAUCUUAGUGACAGCCCCAUAACUUUCUUGUAGCUUGCAGCUCCAAUAAAGGCCUAGACCCAAUGCAAUUGUGCUGUGCAUGUCCUUGUAUUUGGUGAAUUGCUGCAAGCGUGAAAUUCAGAUUGCCACAAUUUUCAGUCCUUACAAUACUGGUAAUAUUCUUCUUGAUUAUACAUACACUAGCUGGAAGAAAAAAUAGGUUUAAAUUUGACAUUUUCGGGUUUUUUAGCCAAUCAACAGUCUGAACAUACACUUGGGCAUAGAUUUUGUGACAAAGAGCACUGUGUAUCUUGGUUGGGUUUUAAUCUAAUGUUAACUGCAGGCAUGACUGAAUAUUGGAAGUGUGCAAAGAACCUUGAAUAAUGAUGUUCCUUGUAUUGUCUGUUUAUGUAACUUUCAGUAACAAGCAUUACUUGUGUAUUUCGGCACCUGCUAUGCCUCUUCCUCCUUUGGAGCCAAUGCCAGGACCAGGUCAUUACAAUGUUGUGGAUUAUGAAGGCCCCCCUAAACAUUACAUGUCCAGUUCUGCAUUUGUAUCGACAACAAGUCGAUGGUCAGGAGGGGCACCUGGAGAGGAAGAUCUCCCCGGACCAGGUAAAUACAUUUUUUUAGUGGGACAAUAAUGAUAACAGAAGAUUCUGUAAAACAUUCAAGCAUAAAAACUCACAUGGUAAAAAACAUGAUUUUUGAAUACAAAUGAACGGAAACAAUAAACGCAAGACACAUUAAUUUGUUUUCGAAAAUAUCUCAUAUUAUGAUAGUGGUGACAAGUCAUCACCAAACAUAUUUUUAUUGAGUUACUUUUAAUUUAUGCUUAGAAUAAUGAUAAAGGCACUAACUAUCAGAUACGUGGUAGCUAUCAGUCCACAGUAUAUACUUAUGAAGUUCAAAUGAAGAGUUAACUAAUACAUUCAUUUACUUGUUGAUGCACUUAUCCACUGGAUAGUGAUUUGUCCAGUGCAUAGCACUAUAACUUUUACCCCAGUGGAGUUGGUUAGAUAAGAAUACUCCAUAACCAAUGGGCGUGAAGAGUCAAACUUAAAACCUACGGCACUUGUUUUAAGUUAUUACAAGUUUUUUGUCAUUUAUGUCAGUUCACAAAGAUACAGCUGUAGGGAGACUGCAUAGCACAAGUUUCAACUACGAACAGAUUGCAGUGAUUGUGAACUCCUAAGGGGGAAACUUUUCAACAGAUGAAUCUCCUCAGUUUCUUAGGAUGGUGUGUGCUUCCUACUAAGUUAAAGCAUUUGGACAAUUCAGGACUACGGUAAUGACUCUAGCAUGAAGUGACGAUAUUUUUCAUUUUAACAGUUUUAAUUUAACAUCAUUUUUUGUUAUUGCAGCAACAUACCGUCCACAGCACUGUGGGAAACAGUCAUUUAUCUACAAUGCACAAGGAAGAUGGAUAUAG
Molecule: messenger RNA, 7586 nt
Organism: Porites evermanni
Lineage: Eukaryota; Metazoa; Cnidaria; Anthozoa; Scleractinia; Poritidae
Source: the annotation of a GenBank genome assembly